Molecule: messenger RNA, 1185 nt
Organism: Colletotrichum truncatum
Lineage: Eukaryota; Fungi; Ascomycota; Sordariomycetes; Glomerellales; Glomerellaceae
Source: RefSeq, a predicted model, not a curated record
AUGGCGUUUCUACCCAUCAGACCGACGUCCAAAAGGGACUUAUGCAUCAUUGGUGCAGUCUUCAUAACUUUGGUCUUGAUUUUGCAUAACCCAUUCCUUGGCGAUAUUCGGGAGCGGCGGAAAUCUGCCCCCUUUUCAGACUUGAUGAGCAAUAUUGACAACAGCACAUUGGGCUUUGAGAAAAUCCUGGUUGUCAGUCUGCCGUCGCGGACAGAUCGCCGGGAUAACAUGAUUCUCCAGUCUUCUCUCAGUAACAUAGACAUCGAGUUUAUUGACAGCGUCGCCGGCGACAGCGUAUCGGACAAGGCGAUUCCGAAGACGACUGAGCAUGACCGACUAAGUAACGGCGCUAUCGGGUGCUGGCGCGGGCACAUGAACGCCCUUUCAGAGAUUGUCCGUAGGAACUUGUCUUCGGCCCUGAUUCUUGAAGACGACGUCGAUUGGGACGUUAGAAUCAGAGGCCAACUGCACGAUUUUGCUCUCUCGACUCAUGCGCUCAUCCAGCCUCUCGUGGGGACCCCUCUUUCGUACGCGGACCCCACGUACAAGAACCCUACCGGCGAGAUUCCCGGGACCGUCCCGGACAUCCCCUUCGACCACCUCCCGGCAACAGUCCCGCCGACGACUUCACCGUACGGCGACGACUGGGACCUGCUCUGGGUCGGCCACUGCGGCAUGCACUUUCCGUUCCACGACAACAAGAACGUCCCCAAGGCUCGCAUCAUCCACACAAACGACGUCACCGUCGCGCCCAAGAAGAACCUCUGGACGUUCAACAUCCCGUUCACGCUGAAGGAGAAGUACCCGGAGCACACGCGGGCAGUGCACCACGCGCAGGAGGGCGUCUGUACGCUGGGCUAUGCCGUAAGCCAGCGAGGCGCGAGGAAGUUGCUGCAUGAAGUAGCGCUAAAGGACGUGAGCGACGCCUACGACAUUCUGUUGAGAUUCUUCUGCGAGGGCGCCAAGGGACGGAAGCCGCAUAACUGCAUCGCGACGCAACCGGCGCUUUUCCACCAUUACAGACCAGCCGGGCCUCUCAGCUCCAUGAGCGAUAUCGGAAACCACGGUGAUGGUUUCAGGGAGACGAGUAUGAGUGACAUGAUCAGGUGGAGCGUGCGACUCAACGCCGACGCAAUUCUGGAGGGGAAGACUGAGUAUGCAGAUCAGUAUCCUGAUGAUAAAUAA